Messenger RNA from Diachasma alloeum, 2547 nucleotides. RefSeq lists its product as uncharacterized. The coding region runs from base 1 to 2547 and encodes 848 amino acids. The transcript is spliced from 2 exons. NCBI's taxonomy places the organism in Eukaryota, Metazoa, Arthropoda, Insecta, Hymenoptera, Braconidae. Gene Ontology annotation, molecular function: catalytic activity. The record is from RefSeq and is a predicted model, not a curated record.
AUGCACAUUAUCUGUUUAUCCGAGACAAUGCUCCUCAAUGAAUCUCCUCAUCUACUGCCAGCCUCUCUGAGAGACUAUUCAAACAUGUGGUCUGUGGCACUGAAGGAUAAAACCAGAGGCAGGGGAAGUGGGGGUCUCUUGUGUCUUACUCAUCCAGCUCUGGUCUCUGAAACGAUUGAGAUUACUCCCUGGUGGAUCUUCUUCAGAAUCUGUGCGGGUCUGCGGAAUAUUGUUGUGGGCUCGGUGUACUUCAAACCAACCCUCCAACUAGACCAAAUCCUAGAACUUUUCCAACUCUCCUUAGAUGAAAUACAGAGUAAAUUUCAGUCCGACAUCAUUAUUCUGGGUGGUGACAUGAAUGCUACAAUAGCAGAUUUUGAGGACGACCUUCCUCCUGAGAUUGUCUAUGGUACGAGGCUAUAUGAGCACAGAGAAACCUCAGUAACGGAAACCAAUGAGAGAGGCGAGAUGCUGAUGUCCUUCAUGACUGAGAAUGGAUUCAUCCUUCUGAAUGGUCGAACAACUUUGGAUCACCCCGGUCGAUUCACCAGUUCCAGAUCUACCUCGACCCUUGAUCUAACCUGGGUGAGUGCUGACCAUGCAGGGUCGAUUAUUGAUAUGGAGGAUUCCUCUACCCUUCUGGGGUCCAAUCAUCUUUCGCUCACUUUGAGUCUGGCAUUGAAGACUGAUUUCUCGUCCCCCCAUGACGAUGACCCUCCUUCAAUAGUUUGCCUAGACAAUUCUCCCCCUGCAGUCUCUCAGAACCCUAAGCUCAUAUGGAAGGCUGACAAGUUUGAUGUCUAUUCUAGACAUCUUGCAAACUCAGUAAGAAUCUCUGAGGCAAGCCCUGAGCAUGAUCUAAACACUCUGAAUGAACUGAUCUGUGACGCUAUCAAGGAAGCUGCUUCUGCAUCGGGGAUGAGGAAAAUUUCUCGACCAUUUAACUCAUAUCUUCAGGGACAGCGGAAAUCUCCCUGGUUCGAUGCCGAAUGUCACAGACUGAAGACUGAAGCCAGGAAGCUUUUCAAAAAAAUUUAUGAUCCUAAUUUCAACAUGGCGAGUGCAGUGACUUUCAAUGAAAAGAACAAAUUAUAUAGAAAAGAAACUAUGGCGAAAAAGAAAGCAUAUAAAAGUGAAUUGUCUGAGAAAUAUUCGAAUGUAAAAAAUUCUAUCACUUUUUGGGAAACGUGUCGAGCAGUGAAAGGGCGCCCUGAGACUCGGGAAGUGAUUAUACUUGAUGAAUGGAGUGAAUUUCUUCUCCGCACCUACCCUGGUAGAUCCUCUUGGGCUCUGAUUUUGCCUGAUACACCACUGAUCAGCAUGGACCUUCCGAUUUCCCCUGAGGAAUUGAACCGCAGCAUAAAGAGCAUGAAGGGGGGCAAAGCUCCUGGAGAAGACUCAAUCUCUGCCAACUUCUACAAGUACCUGCCUCAGGACUGGAAAUCCAUCCUCCUUGACCUGUUCAAUAGGGUUCUUAUCACAGGCGAGGUGCCUGAUGCUUGGACCAAGAUAGCCCUUUGUAUGAUCUACAAGAAAGGCGAUCAGAGAGAUCCCCUGAACUACAGGGGGAUCGCUCUCAUAAAUGUGAUCACCAAGCACUUCACCUCCAUCCUUAACGAGCGAGUCUACGACUGGGCUGAGAUGAAGAGAGUCAUUCCAGAAGAACAGGCUGGCUUCCGCCAAUCUAGAGGUGCUGUGGACAACCUCUUCUCUCUCCAAGCAAUAAUCCAAAAUAGACUGAGACAAACCGGUGGCAAAGUCUACUCCCUCUUCGUGGAUUUUAGAAGAGCCUUUGACUCUGUACCGCAGCAUCAACUCUGGUUGGAACUCCUGGGACUCGGGGUGAGUUCCAGGAUUAUCAAAGUCAUCAAGAACCUCUAUGACCACUCUACCAUGCACAUCAGAACCCAGAAAGGAUCCUCAGCGGAGGUUGACGUCAGUGAAGGAGCCCUGCAGGGCGAGGUGCCUGAUGCUUGGACCAAGAUAGCCCUUUGUAUGAUCUACAAGAAAGGCGAUCAGAGAGAUCCCCUGAACUACAGGGGGAUCGCUCUCAUAAAUGUGAUCACCAAGCACUUCACCUCCAUCCUUAACGAGCGAGUCUACGACUGGGCUGAGAUGAAGAGAGUCAUUCCAGAAGAACAGGCUGGCUUCCGCCAAUCUAGAGGUGCUGUGGACAACCUCUUCUCUCUCCAAGCAAUAAUCCAAAAUAGACUGAGACAAACCGGUGGCAAAGUCUACUCCCUCUUCGUGGAUUUUAGAAGAGCCUUUGACUCUGUACCGCAGCAUCAACUCUGGUUGGAACUCCUGGGACUCGGGGUGAGUUCCAGGAUUAUCAAAGUCAUCAAGAACCUCUAUGACCACUCUACCAUGCACAUCAGAACCCAGAAAGGAUCCUCAGCGGAGGUUGACGUCAGUGAAGGAGCCCUGCAGGGUGAGAAAUUGAGCCCCCUUCUUUUUAACUUAUACCUCUCAGAUCUGGUCUCUUUCUUUCGCUCCAGAGAGGUCAAAGGAGUUGACAUCAACGAUAGAACUGAUAUAUUUAAAUAA